AUGACCCCAGAAGAUACUCCAUGGCGGCCAGGCAUUCCUGACUGGGCGCAUACCCAGAAACGAAUAUCAGCAGAUUCUACGGAAGCAGUCUCUGUCGAGAUCAUUCCCCCGGCUGUGCAAUCACCCACGCCGACCUUUGUGGCUUCUCCAGGUACGUCUCUCUCUAACAUAGUUGACUACCGACAACCUACUCUGGUGGGUGUUGCAACUCCAGUUCCGACUCCAGUUCCAACUCUAGUUCCAACUCCAGUUCCAACUCCAAUUCCAACUCCAAUUCCAAUACCGUCAACUGCGUCCACUUCGUCGUCCCCUACUAUUCCACAAAGUGGCCAACAUGUAGGCCAAUCCGUGUCUGACUCCCAGCCCGUCACCACCUCCGAAAUUUCUCAGCAAUAG
Messenger RNA from Ipomoea nil (Japanese morning glory), 396 nucleotides. RefSeq names its product anti-sigma-I factor RsgI2-like. The coding region runs from base 1 to 396 and encodes 131 amino acids. The record is from RefSeq and is a predicted model, not a curated record. NCBI's taxonomy places the organism in Eukaryota, Viridiplantae, Streptophyta, Magnoliopsida, Solanales, Convolvulaceae. The transcript has 2 exons.